Rotaria sordida is the source of this 1167-nucleotide messenger RNA. Lineage: Eukaryota; Metazoa; Rotifera; Eurotatoria; Philodinida; Philodinidae. The record is from the annotation of a GenBank genome assembly.
AUGGAAUUUCAUCAAAGUCAACCUAUUGAUGAGACUCAAUUGAAGGUAACAUCGGCUCAAAGUCCUUUCCCAGAUAGUCAACUUUGUUCAUCACCUUCAAGCAACGAGACAAUGUGCACUGAGGUGCAGCUUCCAAUUUCGCAAAGCCAUACCGUUACUCCCACUGUGGCAAACAACGAAGAAGUCGAGUGCACAGGACCAGGACUAUGGCCACAGGUAAUAGACAGAACUGAAAUGGAUCCGGUAUACAAAUGUCCAGCUUGUAAUUUGAUACUGAAUCGUCCCGUUCAACUUAAAUGUGGUCAUCGUCAAUGUCACUUUUGUAGAAGAUCUGCAGAAACUGAGGCAAUAAUAUGUUCUACUUGUCAUGAGGAAACAUCUGUUGAAGAUAUAAUAAUCGAUGAACUUCUUAUUCAAGAAAUAAACGAGUUGCCAAUAAUUUGUCCACUUUGUACUUGGUCAGGUUCAUACAGAAAUUAUAAAGAACAUAUUGAAACCACUCAUCCGUGGAAAUGCAACAAAUGUUCUGCAACCUUUACCAUAGUAGAAAGAUUAAUACAACACCAACAGCUAGAAUGUCCAGCAACUUUUGUCAAGUGUCCAUUAUAUAGCUAUGGAUGUGAACAAUUGUUUCCUCUAAACGAAACAAGAGCUCAUACUAUCAGUGAUGUCCAUAUUGAUGCUUUGAGAUAUGCAUGGAACUGCUGUAUGUGUACUAUUGAAACUGCUCGAGAAGAUAUGAAAAACAAUUAUCAUCACAGUGAAGCGUCAAUUUCUUCAAUAAAUAAUGAGGAACUAGAGAAACUUUAUUCAAAUAUUCAAAUAUUAACUGAACUCUUAUGUGAUCUAAAUUCAUCAAAGUCCACAAGUCAUUCAUCUCAUGAUACCGACCCAUAUGCAUCAAUUAAUAAUGAUAUUUGUAUUAAUGAUUAUUUCACGCAACAUGAAAAUCUUACUAUGAACUUUAAUCCAAAUGAUUCCGACAAUCUAACAUCACUCUCGCAACACUCUGCUUACAACAACCAUAGGAUGGAUGAGCUCAAAGAUGACAUUCAACGGCUUUCUGAAAAUCAACCGACCAAUGAUUUAAAUGGCAAUGUACAAAGCCAAGAGACACCAUCAACUAACGAAAGAUGUCAACAAAAUCGUGAAGUAAAUAUCAUGUAA